Plasmodium berghei ANKA is the source of this 2436-nucleotide messenger RNA. RefSeq names its product cytosolic Fe-S cluster assembly factor NAR1, putative. The transcript has a single exon. Gene Ontology annotation, molecular function: 4 iron, 4 sulfur cluster binding. The record is from RefSeq and is a predicted model, not a curated record. Bases 1 to 2436 code for a protein of 811 amino acids. Lineage: Eukaryota; Apicomplexa; Aconoidasida; Haemosporida; Plasmodiidae.
AUGUUUUCGAAUGCAAUAAAAUUAGAAAACUUGAAUGAUUACUUCAACGAUGCUGAAGAAUGUAUAAAGCCAUUUUUGUAUACGUCCAAUGUUAAUGAAAAUAAAAUAGAGAAACCAAAUUUGAUUAAUAUUAAUAAGAAAAAAAAUAUAAAAAAUGUAAAAAACAAAAAUAAUAAUGAGAGAGGUGAAAUUUCGUUAACUGAUUGUUUGGCUUGUAGUGGAUGUGUUACUAAUGAAGAAACAAAUUUUUUAAAAAAUCAAAAUGCAAUUGAAAUAUUAAAUAAUUUAAAAAAAAAAAAAAUUAACAUCAUUUCGUUAUCAUUACAAAGUUUAACAGCGUUGUCUGUAUAUUAUAAAUUGCCAAUUCAUACAACUCAAAAAAAAUUAUGUUUUUUUUUUAAAUCGCUAAAUUUUGACUAUGUUUAUGAUUCAUCUUUGAGUGAAUUAAUCGCACUAGAUCAAGCAAAACACGAAUUCCUUUCAUAUUUUUAUAAAAAAAAUCCAGAUUUAUAUAAACAGACAAAUCCCAAACUCAAUACCACGCAUGCAUUGAGUAGUGAUGCCGAAUUGGGGGAUAAGCUAUUUGAAGGAGUUUUUAAAAAAAUUAAAAAUAAAGUAAUAAAUAAUGAAAUAAAAAGAGAAAAUUAUCAUAUUUAUCAAACCCAAUAUAAUCAAAAAAGUCGACCCAUAAAACUUAAUAACGAUAAGGAACUAUUAAAUAAUUAUGAAGACUCGAUUGAUAAUAAAUGGGAUGAAAGAUAUCCAGUAAUAUGUGCGCAUUGUACUGGUAGUGUUAUAUAUGGAGAAAAAAAACUUGAUAAUAAUUUUUUAAACGCAUUUAGUAAGUUAAGAAGCAGUCAAGAUAUACAAGGAAUCAUUUUAAAACUAUUACAUGCCCAGAAUAACUUGUAUGCAUAUUCCCUACUCAAAAAACAACUUAUUAACACAUUCUUUGACAUGUAUAAGUAUAAAUUAAAAUUUAUAAAAAGCUUCGAGAAAUAUUACCUAAAAAACAACAAGUUAUUAAAAAGUACAAAUAAUAAUGAAAAAGAAAACAAUCCAACAAAUUCAAAUAAAGCUUAUGAAUAUGUCCCUGUGUCAAUUUAUGAAAUAAACCAUGUUUAUUUGUUAUAUUGCUUUGAUAAAAAAUUGGAAUCACAAAGAAAUAAUAUUUCACAAAAAAAUGCUAUUGAUAAAAAUAUAGCAACAUAUUUGAAUUAUUUUAGUUUGAACAAUAUAGAUAAUCAUGUGGAUAUAAAUAGUUUUUAUAACACUACCACAAAAACGAAUUUAAGCAACAGUUUUUAUUCUGUAGAUUCAGUUUUAACCACUAUAGAACUUAUUGAAUUAAUUAAUAAAUUGCAAAUAAACUUUUAUGCAUUGCCUGAAAUAAAUAUUGAUAAUAUUUAUUCCCUUUUUGAAAAAAUAAACAAAUUUGAAUUAUCAAAUAAUAAUACAAAUAUUGAUACCACAAAUUUCAUGGAUAUAAAAAAUUAUAAAGAAAAUAAAAUACAAAAUAAUUUUGAUGGAAACCCUGCAUUACAGAAAGAUAACAAUUUUAACGAAUCUCUACAUUUUAUCUAUAAAAAUAUGUCUGAUAAAGUAAUUCGAUGUAGUAAUAAAAAUAAUAUUUCAAUGGGUUAUGGAGAGGAAAUAUUCAAAUAUGUGUGUAAUAAAAUUUAUGAUUGUAAUAUAAAUGAAAAUAACUUUAAUUUCAAAUAUAAUGACAUAGUUGUAUUAUCUUUGUAUGAAAACGAUACUUGCGUUUUCAGAGUUGUUUUAUCUUAUGGUUUUAAAAGUAUGUAUAGUGUUUUAAAAAAAAUAAAAGAAGGAAAAUAUAUAAAGAGAAAUGAAAUAAAAAAAGAUGUCGAAAAAAUAUACAAUAUCAAAAUCACUUACAAUCUUCAUUUUAAUGGUCAAAUUGAUUAUGUCGAAUUAAUGGCUUGUGAAAAAGGAUGCCUUUUUGGAUGUGCACAAAAUAUUUUUGAUGAAUAUGACAUUCCUGAUUUUUCUACAUGUUCAUGUUAUAAUCUUAAUAUUUUUAAAAAAGUUGCUGAGCAAACUGUCAUACAGAAUUUUGAUUUCCUUUCCAUAGAAAAUACUAAUAAAAAUACACUUUCAAAAAAUGACGAAAUACCAAAUUAUAUAUGCUGCUCAAGUAGUCAACACAAAGCAUCUUGUAUGAAUAAAUUAUCAUCUACUCAAAUUAAAAAUAAUGAAAAUAAAAAAACUGAUAAAGAAAAAUUAUUUCAAGUUUUAUAUAACCAAAUUCAUAACGACGAAUAUACAAAAUAUGUUAAUUCAAAAAAAUCCACAAAUGAUUUAACUAUUAACUCAUUUUUAAACAAUAUUUUUAAUAUUUUUAACACAAAGACUUUUCAUAUAUUUAAAACUACUUUAACUUCAAAAAAGAAAAUGGACAUAAUUAACUGGUAG